This is a messenger RNA of Fukomys damarensis (Damara mole-rat), 3478 nucleotides long. It is a transcript of the gene Cfap70, whose product is annotated as cilia and flagella associated protein 70. Gene Ontology annotation, cellular component: motile cilium; extracellular exosome. The transcript has 28 exons. Gene Ontology annotation, biological process: cilium assembly; cilium movement. Gene Ontology annotation, molecular function: protein binding. The coding region runs from base 87 to 3461 and encodes 1124 amino acids. The record is from RefSeq and is a predicted model, not a curated record. Lineage: Eukaryota; Metazoa; Chordata; Mammalia; Rodentia; Bathyergidae.
GCGAGAGUGGUUGCUACAGUUACGGAAACGCGUGCGGCUGCCACAGAAACCAAAGAAGACCAGAGGCACUCUGCCCAACAGCUGCGAUGGAACAGGUGCCAUCCGUAGGCAGAGUGGUGCAGAUCACUGUGACAGAUGGAUAUGAUUUGAAAGGCUCGAAAGGAGAUACUCCAGUUACUAUUAUUCGUACAGAAUUCAACCAGGUGGUUCUAGGAGACUCUGCAAAAACUACUGUUUCUCCCGAUGGAACUGCAAAGUACAACUUCACUAGCAGUUUUGAGUUCAGUCCUGAAGGAGGAAUCACUUUAGAUGACAUCGCCCACAAACCUGUAUUCUUAACCAUGACUGAAGUUUUACCAAAGGAAAAGAAACAAAAAGAUGAGAAGACCUUAGUUCUUGGUCAAUCCGUGGUGGACCUUCUUCCUUUACUGGAAGGAGAGACUUCAUUUGAAGUGAUGGUCCCUUUACACCUGGUGCAGGGCUCACCCUUGGAAACUCCUCGACCAGGCUUUAAGCAGUGCAGUCUUCAAGUUAAAGUGUUUGUGGCAGAGCCCUUACUGAGCACAGCCCAGGCCACGGGGAGCAAUCUACUGAAGGUCACCUUGGAGGCUGCUUACUCUGUGCCUGAGUCCUUCAAUCCACUAGGGCCUCCGCAGAACUACAUGGUGGGUCUGCAAGUUCCCGCGCUCGGAGAGAAGGACUCUCCUAUUUUAUUCAAAAAUGGGACCCUGAAGCUUGGAGGGGAAAGAGAACCUGUUCCCCGGCCCAAAAAAUGGCCUAUUGCUAACAUUCUUGCUCCAGGGGCCAAUAACAUUCCAGAUGCCUUCAUUGUGGGCGGCCCCUAUGAGGAGGAGGAGGGAGAGCUCAAUCACCCUGAGGACAGAGAAUUCAGGAGCCAAGCAGAGUACAUUAAAAAAAGGAUCGUUUGGGAUUUGGAAAGUCGCUGCUACCUUGAUCCUCAUGCGGUUUCCAGCUUUCAGAAAAGAAUUGCUGAUUGCCGGCUUUGGCCUGUAGAGAUCACAAGAGUUCCUCUGAUUAAUGUUCCCAAAGGGAAAGCUGGCAAGUCUGAUAAGAAUGAAGAUGAAAGUCUGCUUUCGUUUCAUGGCGUGGCUUACAUUAACAUGGUCCCACUGCUGUACCCAGGUGUGAGGAGGAUUCGGGGUGCCUUUCACGUUUACCCUUACCUAGACACUACUGUCUAUGAAAAGACCAAAUGUUUAUUCAGCUUGUUCCGGGAUACUGGGCAUCAUUUGAUUCAGAAUAAUAAAACAGGAGCAGUUAAUUCUCCAGUGCCCAAAUCAGUUGUUUCUAAGACACUGAAAGAAGACAAAGCAGUCAAGGAGAAGGACACAGAUGGAAAACUUAAGCCUGGUGAUGUGCAAGUUUCUAGUGUAAAAUCUCAGAGCUCAGAUACUCCUGUGGAAGGCGAACCCCCGCUAAGCCACAAUCCGGAAGGACAGCAGUAUCUAGAAGCGGGGACAUACAUUGUGUUGGAGAUUCAGCUGGACAAAGCCUUGGUUCCAAGACGAUUGCCAGAGGAGCUGGCCGGAAGGGUCAAAGAAAUGAUUCCUCCAAGGCCUCCUCUUACCCGCCGGACAGGAGGAGCUCAGAAGGCGGUGAGCGACUACCACACACAAAUCAAGAACAUUUCUAGAGCAAUUCUAGAUGAGUACCACAAAAUGUUUGGAAAGCAGGUGGCCAAACUGGGGAAUGAAAUAGACAGCGAAACCCUGGAGGAGCAGAAGUGCCAGCUUAGCUAUGAGCUUAACUGCUCCGGAAAAUACUUUGCUUUCAAAGAACAACUCAAGCAUGCUGUGGUAAAGAUCGUGAGAGAGAAAUAUUUGAAGACAACAUCAUUUGAAAGUCAGGAGGAACUACAGGCAUUUAUCAGUGAGCUUUAUGUGUUCUUGGUUGAUCAGAUGCAUGUGGCCCUAAAUCAGACUAUGCCGGAUGAAGUCCCGGGCUCUGCUGCAGCCGUCCCUACCAGCAGCGAGCAGCUUCGCCUCUUCGCAUUUGAAGCAGAAGUCAGUGAGGACUUUGACGCGGCAGCAGUGUACUAUGAAGAGAGGUUGGUCCAUGAGCCCCAGAACCUGGAGCACUGGCUGGAUUAUGGUGCCUUCUGCCUCUUAACUGAAGACAACAUCAAAGCACAAGAGUGUUUUCGGAAAGCUCUGUCCUUGAAUGAGAGUCAUAUCCACAGCCUGUUGCUGUGUGGUGUCCUGGCUGUCUUGAUGGAGAACUAUGAGCAAGCAGAAAUUUUCUUUGAGGAUGCCACUUGCUUAGAUCCAACCAAUGUUGUAGCCUGGACUCUACUUGGUUUAUACUACGAAAUUCAAAACAAUGAUAUUCGAAUGGAGAUGGCAUUUCACGAGGCCUCCAAACAGCUUCAGGCACAAAUGUUUCAAGCACAAGUAAUGAAGCAAAAGAGCACUGGUACUAUUGAAGAUACUGAAGAAGGAAGGAAAACAGAACCUAAUUUCGGUACUUGGGGAACCACAAAGGAUGCUUCUGUAACAGUUCUCAAGGUGGAGGCCCCACAAGGAUCUGGAGCAGUAUUUUCUACUGUUGAUAAGGUUCUUGAAGAUUCUCCCAAACUGCAGUCUGAGUCACAGGAGCCUAUACUAACUACACAAUAUCAGGAUUCAAGUAUUGGACCAAAACUAUCCACAAUGGCUUUCAAGGAGAUACCAGCCAAGAAAGAAGCAUCAAAAUGUCAAGAUCCAUCACCCUUUCCACAUCCCACCCCUCAUUAUGGCAUUUCCCAAACUCCUGUCACCAUCUUCAUGGAGACCGUACGCUUCUUGAUGAAAGUCAAUGCUGUGCAGUACGUGCACAGAGUGCUUGCACACGAGCUGUUGUGCCCUCAAGGAGGACCCAGCUGUGAGUAUUACUUGGUUCUAGCGCAGACACACCUUCUCAAGAAGGACUUUGCCCAGGCUGAGAAAUACCUUCAGGAAGCAGCCCAGAUGGAUUACCUGAAUCCUAAUGUCUGGGGCCUGAGGGGCCAUCUUUGUUUUCUGAGUGGAAAUCAUGCUGAGGCCAAGGCAUGCUAUGAACGAACUGUUAGUUUUGUAGUGGAUGCUUCUGAGAUGCACUUCAUCUUCCUGCGCCUUGGGAUCAUCUAUCUGGAAGAGAAAGAGUAUGAGAAGGCAAAGAAAACCUAUCUGCAGGCCUGUAAGAGAUCUCCUUCCUGCCUUACCUGGCUGGGACUAGGAAUCGCCUGUUACCGGUUGGAUGAGCUCACAGAGGCCGAGGAUGCUCUCUCUGAAGCCAAUGCACUGAACAACCACAAUGCUGAAGUAUGGGCAUAUUUGGCUCUGGUCUGCCUGAAAGCUGGACGUCAACUGGAAGCUGAGCAGGCUUACAAAUAUACAGUAAAGCUGAAACUGAAGGAUGAGGCUUUGCUUGAAGAGAUCCGCAUGGUACAGGAGAUGGUUGGAUUUGGAGAUCCAUCUUUCUGACAUUCUUAAACUGAAGA